Molecule: messenger RNA, 783 nt
Organism: Camelina sativa (false flax)
Lineage: Eukaryota; Viridiplantae; Streptophyta; Magnoliopsida; Brassicales; Brassicaceae
Source: RefSeq, a predicted model, not a curated record
AUAUUUUUGAAUAAUGAAGAAAUUGAAAUAUUGGUGUAAGCUAGCAUCCUCAUUCUCCGCCAUAAAUAACCCUUUCACCAUCUCUCCGCCAUCUACACCUCAACUUCUUCUUCUUCUUCUUCCUCUUCUUCUCUCAAGAAACAAAUAACUAGCUAGCGCCAUGGCGAUUAAGAGAUCUUCAAAGCUAGCACAAACGGCAAUGCUGAAGCAAAUCCUCAAGAGGUGCUCGAGCUUGGCCAAGAAUCAAUGCUAUGACGAGGAUGGCCUGCCUGUUGACGUACCAAAGGGUCAUUUUGCCGUCUAUGUAGGCGAAAAGAGGAGCCGUUACAUCGUACCCAUUUCCUUCUUGAAUCAUCCCAAGUUCAAGAGUUUGCUUCAACAGGCAGAGGAAGAGUUUGGGUUCAAUCAUGACAUGGGACUCACUAUUCCUUGUGAAGAAGUUGUUUUCCGCUCUCUAACAUCCAUGAUUGGAUGUUAAGAGGGUGAGAGAAAGAGAGAGAGCUUAUUUUUUUUUUUACUUAUAAUAUAAAUCAAGCUUUUUAGUUACCUUUGGAUGAAAAUUGUAUCCAAAGUGUUUUUCCGAACUAUAAACCUAUGAUGAUCCGCGUAAAAUGACCCUAUUAGUGUGUGGAUUAUGUCAAACAUGGGUUUUAGUUUGUUAAAUCCUAAGUGUAGCGCCCUAUAUAUGUUUGUUUCGCAUUCAAGGGUUUGAGAUGUAAACCUAAUUUAUUUUCCGCAAGCUGUAAUAAAUCGGAGUGAUGGCUUGGGCUAAUAAGAAUUAUA